Nanorana parkeri is the source of this 1675-nucleotide messenger RNA. RefSeq names its product calcium binding protein 7 (gene CABP7). The coding region runs from base 262 to 909 and encodes 215 amino acids. NCBI's taxonomy places the organism in Eukaryota, Metazoa, Chordata, Amphibia, Anura, Dicroglossidae. The record is from RefSeq and is a predicted model, not a curated record. Gene Ontology annotation, molecular function: calcium ion binding. The transcript is spliced from 5 exons.
UCUCUCUGUUACCCUGCUCCGUCUCUGCCUGUGACAUUCCCCUGCCUGAUUGACAUUCCUCCCUCUGCAUGUGCAACAAGCCCCUCUCGAUGUGACAACGGCAGCCUGUCCGCAUGCAGCUCACCUGUGCCACUGGUCCAUUGAUAGCGAGCGGAGUGCUGGCGGAAGAGCAUCUAUUGGUGACAGUCUCCCGGUGACAGUCACUCCGUAUGCUGCCCCUUGGAGUGUUAUUUGCCCCCGGGUGUCCCCUCGCCCGCAACGAUGCCUUUUCACCCGGUAACGGCGGCGUUGAUGUACCGGGGGGUGUACACCAUCCCCGAAUUACUAAGAGAGCACUCACCCACUCAGCUGCCCGAAGACGAGAUAGAGGAGAUUCGAGAAGCCUUCAAGGUGUUUGAUCGGGACGGGAAUGGAUUCAUCUCCAAGCAGGAGCUGGGCACCGCAAUGAGGUCCUUGGGGUACAUGCCCAAUGAAGUGGAACUGGAGGUCAUUAUACAGAGACUGGAUAUGGAUGGGGACGGUCAGGUGGACUUUGAGGAGUUCGUAACGUUAUUGGGACCAAAGAUCACAACUUCUGGUAUCCCAGACAAAUUCCGUGGUGCUGAUUUUGACACUGUGUUUUGGAAGUGUGACAUGCAGUCACUGUCUGUGGAGGAACUGAAGAGGUUACUUUAUGACACGUUCUGCGAGCAUCUGUCCAUGCGUGACAUUGAGAACAUCAUUUUGACUGAAGAGGCUGGGAACCUAGGUACAAGAGGGGACUGUCCUGUCGAUAUGGAGAGUUCCCCCAAUCAACAAAUCCGCCAGACCUGUGUGCGUAAGAGUCUAAUCUGCGCCUUUGCCAUCGCUUUCAUCAUCAGUGUGAUGCUAAUAGCAGCAAAUCAGGUCUUGCGCAGUGGCAUGAAGUAAUGACAUGGGGAUAAGAAGCCAUGAACUUAUACAAACUUUCAGGAGCUCCUCCUGCCUCUUCCCCAAUCCUAAAAGGACUGCAAGAUACAGAGGGGGAGCCCCCAAAACCUUGAAGACUAUGGGUCUCCUCCUCUGGUGUCUGAAUGUGCAUGGGAGGAUUUGCAUGGAAAAUGCAUGGGCAUUUAAAUCGUCAGGUGACCAUCUGUGCUUUCAAAAUCUGUGACACGAAAGGACUUUAACUCUCUCCCUCUAUAUAUAAUAGGUGUAUAUAUGUAUACGGAUGUACAACUCUAUAUUUAUGAGCAAUAACACUUUUGGUCGAUAAAGGGUUAACUCUGGUCAUUGGGCACAGGGUCAUUAAGGUUAGUGAGCUCCUGUGGUGUGAACUUUUCUACACUGUGUGAAGAGAGGGAGCUCAAAGGUUAAACUGUCUUCCCAUCCCGCGAUAUUCAUUCGCCUUAACCCGUAAAAUGCUGAAUGGGUUAAUGUUAAAUGUAGCUCUCCCUGUUUUUCUUCCAUCUGUCUCUAUAUUGAAACACAUGCUUCAAGUAUAAUUGGCCCGUACCUUCUUUGGACAUUAUUACUUAUAAUAUGGAGAAUUGUUGUAUAGUCACCCACUUUCUGGAAAAGGUGGCCUGCUUCCCAUAAAACACAAUAAGAUCUAGUUUUUGAGGAAAGAGAAUUGAUUAUGUCAUUUUCUGAAAUCAGGAAUGUCUCUCAUUAAAAUAAUGUGUGUAUGUAUGUAUACGGAAUAGUCACCCAAUUU